ACAGCGAAGUUGUCCUUUGGUUGUCCUACGGAACAAUUCAACUACCAAGCUGUUUUAAUUCGGUGAAAUUUUUAUUUUUUUCUAAGACUGGAGUAGUUCGUUUUAGUGCGAUUUUCUUCAGGCCUUCAAUUGUGAAUAUUAUAAGUGACUAAAAAAGAUCUAUAAUGGCUACCUUCUUGGAACCUCAUUUUGAAGCAUUGACCAAGUCGAUGAGCGGAAACAUCACCGUCGUCGACAAAGUCCCAGCUGAAAUGCUUCACCUCGUCGAUCCACAUUGGUAUCAAUUUCCACCAAUGAACCCAUUGUGGCACUCGAUCUUAGGUUUCGCCAUGGUCAUCCUCGGUCUCAUCUCAGCUCUUGGAAACGGCUGUGUACUUCUAAUUUUCACCACAACAAAGGCUCUUCGAACCCCAUCCAACCUUUUUGUAGUCAAUUUGGCUUUCUCUGAUUUCUUAAUGAUGGCUUCUAUGUCGCCACCAAUGGUUGUCAACUGCUACUACGAGACCUGGCAUUUCGGACCACGCAUGUGCGAAAUCUACGCUAUGUUGGGAUCAUUGUUUGGCUGUGCAUCUAUCUGGACUAUGACUAUGAUUGCUUUCGACCGUUACAAUGUUAUCGUCAAGGGUUUAUCGGCUAAACCACUUUCAAAUGGAGGUGCUGUUUUACGUAUUGCCGGAAUUUGGGCAUUCGCAUUGAUUUGGACCCUCGCUCCAAUGUUUGGAUGGAACAGAUACGUUCCAGAAGGCAACAUGACUGCCUGCGGUACUGACUACCUUUCCAAAGACUGGAAGAGCCGUUCAUACAUCUUGGUUUACAGUUUCUUCGUCUACACUUCACCAUUGUUGUUGAUCAUCUACUCAUACUUCUACAUUGUUCAAGCUGUCUCAGCUCACGAGAAGAACAUGCGAGAACAAGCUAAAAAAAUGAACGUCGCUUCAUUGCGUUCAGCCGAAGCUCAAGCAACCUCAGCUGAAUGCCGUUUGGCUAAAGUUGCUUUGAUGACCAUCUCAUUGUGGUUCAUGGCAUGGACCCCAUACUUGAUCAUCAAUUUCACCGGAGUUUUCGAAUGGGCACCAAUCUCACCAUUGGCAACCAUCUGGGGAUCACUCUUCGCCAAGGCUAACGCUGUGUACAAUCCAAUCAUCUAUGGUAUCAGCCAUCCGAAAUACAGACAAGCUUUGUUCAAACAAUUCCCAUGCCUUUCAUGUUCAGAUGGCAACAGCGUGGGUGCCGACAACCAAUCGGCAGUCUCAGGAGCUACCGCCGUCUCAGACGAAAAAGCAUAAAUUCGCUGAACAAUUUAGCAAUUUUAUGUAUAUAAAAAAAUGUCUGUGUUUUAUAAUAGUAAUACAAUGAUGAAGACUCUCUUUUGCUUUAGCUUAGGAAUGAUUAACAAAUUUUUUUCAUACUCUCUGUAAUCAAUGUAAUAGUAUUCGGAAACUGUUAAACCAAA
Molecule: messenger RNA, 1453 nt
Organism: Contarinia nasturtii (swede midge)
Lineage: Eukaryota; Metazoa; Arthropoda; Insecta; Diptera; Cecidomyiidae
Product: opsin-1
Exons: 5
Coding region: 165-1286 (373 amino acids)
Biological process (GO): visual perception; phototransduction; G protein-coupled receptor signaling pathway
Cellular component (GO): membrane
Molecular function (GO): G protein-coupled receptor activity
Source: RefSeq, a predicted model, not a curated record